Triplophysa rosa is the source of this 3233-nucleotide messenger RNA. Its product is annotated as glutathione hydrolase 7. Lineage: Eukaryota; Metazoa; Chordata; Actinopteri; Cypriniformes; Nemacheilidae. The coding region runs from base 194 to 2197 and encodes 667 amino acids. Gene Ontology annotation, molecular function: glutathione gamma-glutamate hydrolase. The record is from RefSeq and is a predicted model, not a curated record. The transcript is spliced from 16 exons. Gene Ontology annotation, biological process: glutathione catabolic process. Gene Ontology annotation, cellular component: plasma membrane.
ACCCCAGAAAUAUGUGAUCAUUGUUCAUUUAUUACUGGUGCACGCAGGAUGCGUCGCAUUGAAAAUGCUGUUUAGUCUCGUGGCGUCGCUUGUUUGUGUCUGUUAAAUAAAUAACGCGUGUAUGGAAACGUAAGCGUUGCCGAUGUGUUGACGCUGAUGACCUUGCGAUGUUUUCGGAGCUGUAAGGUAAAAGAUGAUGUACACUCCAGCAGUGGCUGAUGCCGGUGUGACAGUGGUGGAGAAAGAUGCGACUCUGAGCAGCGCUUACUCACCCGUGGACUACAUGAGCAUCACCAGCUUCCCUAGACUGCCAGAAGAUGAUGCUCUCUCAUCAGACAACACCCUGAAAUCACGCAAAGACGAUGAUAACUUCCUCAGCGAGCAGGACACAGAUCCUGAUCUGUUUCUGAAGUCAGCUCGGCUGCAGCGACUGCCCUCUUCUGCUUCGGACUUGGCAAGCCAUAACGUCUCUCCACUGAGAGAGACCACCAGAGACCCAUUGGCACAAGAUUGCGCGUGUACACGAGAUAGCCUCACCGUCAUCAUCACCUCCUGCUUGACCUUCGCAACUGGGGUCACUGUGGCGCUCAUAAUGCAGAUCUACUUUGGGGAACCACAGGUGUACACUCAAGCCGCAGUAGUAACGGAUGUGGCGCGCUGCACGUCUCUGGGCUUUGACGUGCUGGGCAAGCAAGGAUCAAGUGUAGAUGCUGCCAUAGCCGCCUCUCUCUGCCUGGGCAUUGUUCAUCCCCACACCUCAGGCAUCGGCGGUGGUGGCGUGAUGCUAGUCCAUGACAUCCGUAAGAAUGAAAGCCGAGUCAUUGACUUUCGUGAGACCGCACCGUUUGCCAUCCACAAGAACUUGAUGUUCAAUGUUAGUCAAAGGUCAGGUCUGUUAGUGGCCACUCCGGGCAUGCUCAGUGGACUACAUCAAGCUCAUCAGCUGUAUGGAAGAAUGCAGUGGAAAGAGCUUGUCACCACGGCUGCGGAUGUCGCCAGGAAUGGAUUCAACGUUACGCACGAACUGGCUGAUGCGUUGUCUAAACUGAAAGGCCAAAAUGUGUCGGAAACCUUCAGAGAUAUCUUCCUGCCGAACGGGCAGAGUCCACUCUUCAUGAGACGUCCGGAUUUAGCUGACGUUUUGGACAAGAUUGCAGCCAAUGGGAUCUCAGAGUUCUACCGUGGGAAUCUGACACAGGAGAUGACGUCUGUGGUUCAGGCGAAAGGAGGUGUGCUGAAAGAGGAAGACUUUAGAAACUACAGCACCAUCCUACAGAAGCCACUGCAAAGUCUUUAUCAAGGUCACCGGGUAUUGGCCGCUCCUCCGCCCCACGCGGGAGCCGCUCUGCUCUCCGCUCUAAACAUCCUGGAGGGAUAUAAUAUCACAAACCAGGUGCCGAGGAACAGACUUCACCACUGGAUCGCUGAGUCUUUGAAGAUUGCCUUGUCCCAGGCUAGUGGACUUGGGGACCCGAUGUUUAAUGCUUCCGUCUCAGAUGUUGUGGCACAGAUGCUCAGUAAAAGUCAGGCUUCCCUGUUCCGUCAAAAGAUCAACGACUCACGUGCGUCUCUCGCCAAAAAUUACGUGACGUCGUACAAGCUGCAGGACGGUGCCGUGGCUAGCCAGGUGGUGAUUAUGGGCACAGACGAUUUGAUAGUAUCUGUUAUGAGCUCACUGAACCGGCCUUUUGGAAGCUACAUUGUGACGCCUUCCGGGAUCCUUCUUAACAGUCAGAUUCUAGAUUUCUCCUGGCCCAAUAAAACCCAUGACUCGGCGGAGUUAAAUCCGCUUAACAUCGUUGAGCCAGGGAAGAGACCCGCCUCCUUCUUGAUGCCCAUUACAGUGAGACCCUCCAUUGGCCUGUGUGGCACUUACAUCGCCCUGGGUUCCUCUAACGCUGACCGGGCCCUUAGCGGCAUCACUCAGGUUUUAGUUAAUGUUCUAUCAUCACGCAAAAACAUGAGCGACAGUCUAUCUUACGGCAGGCUCCAUCCUCUCAUACAAACCAACACCCUCCUGGUAGACUCUAAAUUUUUACAGGCCGAUGUGGAGUCUCUCACAAAGUUGGGCCAUAAGGUGGAGAAGGUGGACAUCAUCUCACUGGUAGAAGGAACCAGGAGAACCAAUGACCUGAUCAUAGGUGUGAAGGACCCUCGCAGCACUGACGCCUCUGCUCUGGCCAUGUCUAUGCCCUAGAAUCCAUCACAUAUCCUGCUCUGUGUGCACUGGUUACAUGUAUCGUUUGUGACAUAAUUGAUCCAAGCUGCUAUCGCUGCCACAAAUGCAUAUAGAAACAUGCACGUGAUGUGUCUACUUGUUCAAUACAGCAAGAUUUCAGCUUGGUUUUUAUUUUUUACUCAAACAAUUUUACAACUACAAUUCAUGUCACUAUAUGUUACAAAGGAACGAUUUUAAUUUAAGCACGUAUAGGACACAUACAGUACCUGUCAGACGUUUGGAAACACAAACUUGAUUCAUUUCUAUAGCUGAUGUUAUUUUUAUUAAACAUAUAAUCAAAUAGCACUCUUCCAUUAAAUAUAUACAAUUUCAAUUGUACUGUAGGUGCAAUUACAUCAUAUUUGUUCAAAAUCCUAAUCUGAGGAACAAACUCUUGUCAAAUAAAUCCAAACAUUUGACAGGUACUGUAUGCUUAUAAUGAUUAGUUCCUCCAGGAUUAUGUAGACUAUUAGAAAGGUUUUUCAAGGAGUGGGCAUUUUUACUUAAAUUAAGGACCUUUACAAACGCUACUUGAAAGUUUUAACGUUGCAUAUUAUUUAUUGAUGAUUCUGGGUUUGGGUUUAUUUAAUAGUUGUUUUUUGUUACCAUAGUAAAUAGUCUUAACGGUAAAUUGAUAGAUAAAAGUUCCAGCAUUCAAUGGAGAAAGUUAACAUGAAGGGAAGAAGCUAACAAAGUGUAUUAAAAAACAUGAGGCCUUAAGGGUACAUUAUGGGAAUAGGAUGGAUUUGCUUGUAAUGUCAGACGAAACCUUUGUGUGCAAUACAAUAUCAGCAUAAUUUCUUCCUUGAGCGCAAUUGUGUUAAUACAGUACUUUAAUCAUUUUUAAAAGGACACAUUGUUGCGUGCUGUAUCAUGAAUGUAAAAACCGUGUAAUGAAUAUUUGAAUAGUGUGCAGUACUGUUGUUUUUCUCCCGAGUGACAAUUCUGUUUAAUUCUGCGUUCCAGACAUGCCAUGAGUUUCCAAUAAAUAGGCACUUUGUGUAUUUCUUGUGUC